Teleopsis dalmanni is the source of this 1418-nucleotide messenger RNA. RefSeq lists its product as uncharacterized. The record is from RefSeq and is a predicted model, not a curated record. Lineage: Eukaryota; Metazoa; Arthropoda; Insecta; Diptera; Diopsidae. Bases 308 to 1174 code for a protein of 288 amino acids. The transcript is spliced from 4 exons. Gene Ontology annotation, cellular component: nucleus; Smc5-Smc6 complex. Gene Ontology annotation, biological process: DNA repair.
AUAAUAAAUGUAUUUUUCGUACAAAAAAAAAUAGCAUUGGAAUAUCUGUGAAACAUAUUGCUAUACAAAAUGCUAAAUAUUUAAAGCGUUAUAUCUGUCAAAUGUGCUUGGAAGUGUAGGCACAGCAGUAUCAAUCUUUUGCAUUAAAAUCUAACAUAUGGCAACGCUGGCAAGGCAAAUCAAAUUUCGCAUUUUAUUUGUUGGCGGAUUGACGUGAAGAACUUAAAAACUUUGUUUAAUGUGGGUUGUUUUGCGUUGAGUUUUGCUACAAUUAAUUUAUUUGUUAAUACGGUGUGUGUGUAUAAUAAUGGAGUCCUCUGAGGUCUUAAGUCAGGACACAAGAGCAUCUGAAGAGCAAUCUUUAAAAAGGAAAAAAAUAUUGACUGAUUUAAUUACGGAGAGCAAAGAUUGUCAAGAAAAACUUAAACAAAGACCUACAAAGGAGUCGCUUGGCAUAUUGACAUCAAUUCUUGAGAAAUGUAACAGUGUUAGAAAUGAAGGAAAAGAUCAAGAUCGUGUGCAUCACUCUUCAGAAUUAGUACUAGAUGCACAUGUAAUAUCAAUAAGUCAUCAGUUGGUCUCAACCAUUUUCGAAGACGUUUCGCAAUUUAAUGAGCAGACUUUUGCAAAUAGCAUUCUUAACAUUGUCAAUAAUAACAAUUGGAAUGAACUUCUUAAAAUUUCACAACCAAUAUCCAGAUCUGUACAUGUUGCAUCCUCAAUGUUGGGUGCCAUAGAAUCUCAUCCAAAACUGAGUGUUGCAAGGCAACGACAAAGACGGAGCGAUGCUUUGACUGCAGAACAAAAACCUGAAACAUUUGACAAAUUAAACCGUUCCGAAAAAGGAGCAGAAAAAGUAAAUAUAGCACGCAAAAUCAUAGUCAACUAUUUACGAACUCAUGGUGUAGACUCCAUUCCAUUCUAUAAGUUAAUUAUCGAUCCAAGCGAUUUUAUGAAGACUGCUGAUAAUGCUUUUCAGUUAGCAUUUAUGGUGAAAGAGAAAACUGUGUACAUUUCUCAAGGUUCUGACGGUUAUCCAGCAGUAACAUUAACAAAAUCAAAUAAAAAUAUUACCACAAAUGAAUGUGAAUGUGCACUAACUUUCGCUUUGGUUCAGAAAUUCAUCGAGUUUUAUAAUAUUGAGGAUGCUAUUUUAAAGUACGAUGAUCUGUAAAGAAAUUAUAAGCAAUUAAAAUUAAACAUUGGCAUGAAGAUUAAGAUCUUGAUUCCUGGAGGCUAUUCUAAAGUACGAUAUUUAAUAUUUAUUCUUACAAUUAAUGUUAAAUUGAAAAAAUUCUUUUGAAUCUAAUAAUAUGAACAUAUAUUUAAUUAUUAUGUACUUUGAUAUAUGACUAGUAUGGUAAAUCCUUAUCUUAAUUUCGACAUGUACAUACAUUUCAAUAAUGCUGUGAUAUCUC